AUGGCCAAGUACAGUCAGCAGAAUCGAAGCGAUGGAGUGCAGGUGGAGGCCUGGUCGCGGGGCAUUAUGGUGGCACUGUAUCGGGUGGCUCGACUGCUGUCGCUCAUCUCCUUUCGCCUGGAUCGCGAAGAAUUGCAGCUGAAGCUGUCAAAGAGUGGCAGCAGAAACAGGAUCCUGGAGACUGUCUGGCGCAUCCUGGUGAUACUGACCUAUGCGGGUGUCUGGCCACAACUAUCCGCGCACCAGAUCACCAGCCAGCCGGAAAGCUAUGCGGAUCUAUUUGUCUCAUUGCAGUCCCUGUCGGUGUCCAUUCUGGCAGUGCUUUCCUUCAUCAUUCAGGCCAAGGGCGAGGACAAGUUCCGCACGGUGCUCAAUCGCUACUUGGCGCUGUAUCGCCGCAUCUGUGCGGUGACUGGCGUUAGUCAGCUCUUUCCCAUGAAGUUCAUUGUGUAUUUCCUGCUCAAAUCGCUGCUGACAAUUGGUGGCUGCGUGCACGAGCUGCCGCCGCUGCUAAAGGCGGAACACUUUGCCGACGUUGGCCGCAGCGUGGCCGUCAUCGUGGGCAUCUACAUGUGGCUGGGCACCCUCUUUGUGCUCGAUGCCUGCUUCAUGGGCUUCCUGGUCUCCGGCAUUCUGUACGAGCACAUGGCCUCCAAUAUCCAGCUAAUGUUGCAGCGCAUGCAGAUCAUAGAGUGCCAGGAUACGGCCGUCCGGCUGAGCAACUACCAGCGGAUGCGACUCCUUUGCGACUAUGCCGACGAGCUGGACGAGCGUGCCGCCAUCUACAGUGAGCUGUACGAGGUGACGAUCGCCUUUCGCCGCAUGCUGCAGUGGCAGAUCCUCUUCUAUGUGUACUACAACUUCAUCAGCAUCUGCCUGAUGCUCUACCAGUGCAUUCUGUCGUAUCUGAACGCGAAUGAGCUGGCUCUGGUCUCGCUGGCAGUGGCCACCAUUAAGCUUCUCAAUCUCAUUCUGCUGAUCAUGUGCGCGGACUACGCUGUCCGGGAGUCGCAGAAGCCCAAUAGGCUGCCCCUCGAUAUUGUCUGCACCGAUAUGGAUCAGCGUUGGGAUAAGAGUGUGGAAAUAUUUCUCAGCCAAAUGCAAACGCAGCGACUGGAGAUCAAAGUUUUGGGCUUCUUUCAUCUGAACAACGAGUUUAUAUUGCUAAUUCUAUCUGCCACGAUAUCGUAUCUGUUUAUACUGAUACAGUUUGGCAUUACGGGCGGUUUCGAGGCAUCCGAUGAGGUACGCAAGCAGUUCAAUGAGUAAAAAUAUCAUCCUCUUACUGCUUGCUCUUCUCUUCCCCUGAGUGGUAGCGCUGCUCCAUUACCUGGGUUCACCUUCAGCUACCGAGUUCAUUAUCGUUCAUUAUAUCUCUCGUACCACAAAAGUUCUGAUACAAUUUUUGGGAGUGCUUUGAGGAUGAGCUCGUUAAGAACCAAAAGAAA
Molecule: messenger RNA, 1448 nt
Organism: Drosophila obscura
Lineage: Eukaryota; Metazoa; Arthropoda; Insecta; Diptera; Drosophilidae
Gene: Gr93a
Product: gustatory receptor for bitter taste 93a
Exons: 2
Coding region: 1-1269 (422 amino acids)
Biological process (GO): sensory perception of taste
Cellular component (GO): membrane
Source: RefSeq, a predicted model, not a curated record